Leptosia nina is the source of this 1197-nucleotide messenger RNA. Lineage: Eukaryota; Metazoa; Arthropoda; Insecta; Lepidoptera; Pieridae. The record is from the annotation of a GenBank genome assembly.
AUGGCAGAAAAGUACGACAAUGGUCACAACAGCAGUGAUUUUAAAAGAAACUCAAAUCAAGGGGCACAAGAUGACCACGACCAAGAUGGCGAAGAAAAUUCAAAGUUAAAUGAAAAAGCCGGCGAAUACAUGAGAGAACUAUUGAGCGAGAAAAUUAAACUUAAUAACUCUAAGUUUCCUGUUUCUUGUAGUCUCAUUGAUGAGGAGGUCAAAAAGUUGCAAGCAUCAGGCAGGAUUCCUACAAGGGAUAACAAGUAUGUUGAUGUAUUUCGUGAAAAACCUAUCAAGGUUACAGUUAAAGUUCUUGUACCAAUCAAGGAGCAUCCAAAGUUUAAUUUUGUUGGCAAACUGCUGGGGCCAAAAGGAAGUGUCAUGAAGCAAUUGCAAGAAGAAACUAUGUGCAAAAUGGCUAUACUUGGCCGUGGAUCAAUGAGAGAUAGAUCAAAGGAAGAGGAGCUCCGAAACUCUCUAGAUCCUAAAUAUGCUCAUCUGUCAGAUGAGCUCCACGUGGAGGUGUCUGCUCUAGCACCGCCUGCUGAAGCACAUGCUAGGAUUGCAUAUGCUCUUGCCGAAGUCAAGAAAUACUUGGUCCCUGAUUCUAUGGACAUGAUGCGGCCUAAUCCUAUGAGGGAUAUGAUGGAGAGAGAUCCAGGGCCUCGUAGACCCCCACUCCUCCAAUUGCCUGAGCGCCCCGUGGUGGACGUUAAGGCCAUCGCAUACAAUGCAUGCACGGUUACAAAACGAUCACUAUCCUUUCAGGGUCCUGUGACUGCAGGUGCACCUCCACCACCUAUGCCGCGGCCGGUUCCACCACGUAUGCCCCCCGCACGCCCAAUGCCACCGGCGAAGACUAAGGUGUUCAGUAUUCUGGACCGCGCCCGCAACGCCAUGGAGGGCAGCUCAUAUGGAUAUGAUGACUCCUAUCCUAUGCCUGAGCCCCCAGUAAGAGCUCCGCCCCAAGGUAGACAGGGCCCCGACGCAGACUACUAUUAUGAUCAAAGAGGACAGGACCGUUUCUUUGACGAUGAAUAUUACAAGCAGGAAGAACCUCGCGAGUACAAGUCGACGUCCCGCGAGGUUGGGACACGGCGUCCAGGGCCGCCUGGACAGAGGAACUUCCAACGUCCGGCACCGUACCAGCAGCGACCACAGAAAAAUUACAAUACACAGAAUUCUCAUAAGAAACAGUCUCAAUAA